Messenger RNA from Xiphophorus couchianus (Monterrey platyfish), 1659 nucleotides. It is a transcript of the gene cfap77, whose product is annotated as cilia and flagella associated protein 77. Bases 884 to 1576 code for a protein of 230 amino acids. The record is from RefSeq and is a predicted model, not a curated record. The transcript has 9 exons. NCBI's taxonomy places the organism in Eukaryota, Metazoa, Chordata, Actinopteri, Cyprinodontiformes, Poeciliidae.
UCCAUAGGAUUCCAGUCACUUCUUGAAUUACUUUGCUAAAAUAAAUGAACUAUUUAGUGUUAGAAAUAAGUUGUAAACAGUUUCAGGUUUUUUCAUUAACAUGUCUGCGGGCUGUGCAGUGGCGCAGUUGGCAGCACUGUUGCCCCGGGCUCUUUCUGCUUGGCGUUUGCUCGGCUUCCUCCCAAACACAUGACUUCUCUAAAUUCUCAGGAGUGUCCCGUCUGUCUCUGUGUUGCCCUGCGAUGGACCGGUGACCGGGCACCGGCACCCUUCCCGAGGAAGUCGGAAGUUGUUCCUCCGUUCGGAAACCAGCUGAGUUGGAGCAGUUUUCGGUGGUUCGGGCGGUUCUGGUGGCGACAGAACUUAAACAUUAAUAAAUUGAACUAAAUGCGGAAGUGAGGUUCUGUCUUCUUCUGAGCUUAAAGUUUCUGAAUGCGGCAGAGCUAGCUGCCGCCCCCUGGAGGCUGGAAGGGGGAAGUGCUCAGGUGUCGCUCCAGGUCCAGUCGGUUCUGAAGGCUGCUUUCUUCUGACGCCACGUUAAACAUUUCACCUGUUUUCAAAGUGGAUUAAUUAUAUUUAAAUAAGCGCUGAAACGUUUCGCCAGAAGGCCAGACUUUAUUCCACUGUAAUGAUUUAGGAAUUGAAAUUGACACCGGUACCGAGUUCUGUCGGUUUUCUUGGUUUGCGUUUUCAAAGUUUUUUUUAUUUUUUAUUAAUUUUCUGCUCAGUUUAUCUGGUUGAAUUGCAGCUUACUAUUGUGAAGUGUGUGCUGUCAAAGUGUUUUUGGAAUCUGUAAUGAAGAUUUUUUUUAAAAACACGUUCGGCGUGCCGUUACCAUGACAACCAUCCAACUAACGACGGCAGUCGCAGGGACGAAGCUCAGAUGAACUUAAGUAUGAUUGCAUCACCGCGGCUGGGCGUCUUCAGAGAGUCGAUGCUGCGGGACCCGCUGCUGAUCAAGGCUCCGCUGGGGAGGGCACGGUCCAGGGGCCUCACCAUCCCGGGUCCAGAUUUCACCUAUGGAGCCAGCACCAUGAUGAGAGACGGAAGCGUGGCUGAAGCUCUGUCCAGCUGGCAGCUGCAGACCGAAGCUGAAGAGGCCGUGAUGAAGGUUCAGUGUCCGGACUUCGUGGUUCUGAACCGGGACGCGGUCCGGUCCGGUUUGGUGACGGCCAAGGAGCUGAGGCAGUACCGGCUCCAGAUGGGGGACCUUCAGAUCCAGGCCGCGGAGCAGCAGCAGCGGUGCAGAACCUCAAGGCGGCCCCAUCUGGUACCAGACAUCACGUUCGGGAUCCGCAACAGGCCGUCCUCUCCGCUGGCCGACGUCCUGGCUCACCACUACGGCCACCGCUGGCUGGAGGAGCAGCUGAGCCGGAACCGACCCGGCAACCUGACGGCUAAACCGGGUCGAGCUGCAGAGACCAGAACCAGCCUGCUGAGGAGCGCCAGAACCGAGACUGUCGAAAAGAAAGCCUUCACCCUGCCUCAGUUCUCACAGAUUCCGGCGGCGCUGGACACUUUCCGGGACUCGGCGGACCGGAAGCGGGCCGCCAGCGCUCAGCAGCAGAACCGGUGAUCCAGAGAGGACGGCCGGAUCGGAGCCAGAACCGGGCCGGUUCUGAUAAAAAUAAAGCAGCAAUGUUUGCUCCACAGGAACGA